Molecule: messenger RNA, 780 nt
Organism: Zingiber officinale
Lineage: Eukaryota; Viridiplantae; Streptophyta; Magnoliopsida; Zingiberales; Zingiberaceae
Exons: 5
Coding region: 1-780 (259 amino acids)
Source: RefSeq, a predicted model, not a curated record
AUGGAUACUAAUGGAUUCAUUCAAGAACGGUUUUUUGGGCUUAUUCAUGUAUUUGAUACUGCAGCUUUGACUUUAAAGGAUGCUAUAUAUUCUUCUUUGGCUCACUACAAUUUGGAUGUUCAAAAUAUUAGAGGUCAAGGCUAUGAUGGUGCUAGUAAUAUGAGGGGCGAGUUUAAUGGAUUGCAAGCUUUAAUCAUAAAAGAUUGUAGAAGUGCUUAUUAUGUUCAUUGCUUUGCUCAUCGGUUACAAUUGGCUUUAAUUGCAGGAUCAAAAAAUCGUAAUGAUGAAUUGAAGAAUACUCAUACAGAUGACAUUGCACAUUUGAUUGCUAUUAAUGAACUCGAGAAAGGGCGUGGACUUAAUCAGAUAGAUGCAACAUCUGUUUAUGAUGAAAUUGUUGGAGCAAUCCCAAUGGUAGACCUCUUUUAUGCUUCAAUAGAUUCACAGUUGCAAGAAAUUAAUGGGCGCUUUAGUGAUGAUGCUAUGGAAUUACUUAUUCUUAGUACUACCUUAAAUCCUCAAAAUGCAGUGGAGUCUUUCAGAGUUGAGGAUAUAUGUAAAUUAGUUGAAAAGUUUUAUGCCCAAGACUUUACAAGAGAUAAAAAGGAGCAAUCAGAGAUACAAUUGAAGCAUUACGAGUAUAAUAUAGUCAAAGGGCCCAACUACAACAAUCUUGCAACUAUUUUAGAAUUAUGUCAAUGUUUCCACUGCUACUACAGAACGAUCAUUUUCUGCGAUGAAUAUUGUGAAAACAAGGCUUCAGAGCAAAAUGGAGGAUGA